Molecule: messenger RNA, 3859 nt
Organism: Nanorana parkeri
Lineage: Eukaryota; Metazoa; Chordata; Amphibia; Anura; Dicroglossidae
Gene: JCAD
Product: KIAA1462 ortholog
Exons: 3
Coding region: 60-3809 (1249 amino acids)
Biological process (GO): positive regulation of blood vessel endothelial cell proliferation involved in sprouting angiogenesis
Cellular component (GO): ruffle membrane; adherens junction
Source: RefSeq, a predicted model, not a curated record
GAAAGACCCUUUGAAAGUAAGGUUUGCCCCGGCAUAGCAGUUCCUCCAGGAAACACAGCAUGUUCAGCGUGGAGGACCUCCUAGUUUCUCAUGGGUAUAAAGUGUCCAAGAGCACUCUCGCCUCAUAUCAGCACAGGACUGACGGCUACCAGCACGAAGCAACAGACAGCAGGUCUGGCAAUGGGAUCUUGAAUGGUUUUCAGCUUGACUCGGAGCUUGUUGCUGCAAACUCCACACAGACCAAGGGCCUCUUCAGUGACCAUGAAAAAAAUUGUGUGAACAAGAGAAGACAGAUCUCUGCUGCAGGCUAUCCCAGGAGCAAUCAGUCCUCGGACUCAUGUCAUACAUCAGAAGCGGGGGUCUUGGAUAGACUUCAAUCUGAACGGCCAUGUUGGGCUAGGACAGACAAAGACAUCCAGUACUGGAGAAGGAGAGGUCAAGAUUUCAGUGUUUUAUUCAAACAUGGAGAAAAUGGAGCAGCAGACAAGCCAGGCUUGCCCAUAAAUAUUGAUGGAAAGAAGAGAUGUAAUGUAGAAGAAAAGAAUACCAAGGAAUGUCACAACACUGUCAUAGAAAAUGUGGAAAAAACAAGGAAGAAAGUAACAGUAGCUGUAAAAACAGUAGAACAGCAGACGUCAGAUGGCAGUUGGGAGAAGUUAGAAGAUUUACUCUCAUCAAAUCCCGAACGUAGUCCUUUUGUGUAUCCCAGUAAGCAGAAAAUACAGUUUAUUCCAAAAGGUAAUUCUCCUGAAGGUCCAUGCCACAUGGCUAUAACUUCAAGUUCAGGGGACAACACUUGCAUCAAAGAAAAUAAACAGCAAGAUAAGGAUAAUUAUAUUGUAAAUCAGGACUGCAGCAAGAGUUCUUUCUCAAAACCGAAAUAUAGUCGACCCUCAAAGCCACCAUCAUAUGAAGUUCACCAGCAGACGUGGGGAGCUGUAGACGUUGGUGAAAACAAGGAUGAUCAACAAAAAGAUGAACAUCAAUCAUCUCCCAAAGUUGUAGAUGACCCAGAGGAAUCUUGUGCUCAUGACUCAGGCAUGGAACCCCCUAAUUACAUACCUCCUCCAUCAUACAAGUCCCCGCCUCUUCUACAUGCAGCCAAUAAACCUUUUAAAAAAGUGCCUAGACCAAGUGACUGCGUACGGCAAAAUAUUUCAGCUGAGAAAACCAGCACAAGUGAUAAAAAAACCAUUUGUUUUCUCGGAAACAACGGUCCUUUCACUAAACCAGCCAGCCACAGGCACUCAGAAAAUUGUAAACACUCCAUACAAUAUAUCCCUUUUGAUGAUCCCCGUAUCAAACAUAUAGCCAAGGAGGCCGAGAAACACAACCACAGUAAAAAACACUCUUCCACAAAUGAUCCAUGUAGGGUUGAAAAUGUGAAUCAGGACAGUAACCUUCACAAACGAGAACAAGACAGUGCCUUUAUCAACCCCAAAAAUUUGGGACAUCACCAUGUAAAAAGAGAAGGUAUAAAACAUAAGCAGUGGUUGCAUAUCUCCAUCCCAGAUCAAAUGUGUUGUCCGCUACCCGAAAAUAGAGAUGGAGCUACAGCAUGUAGUUUGCCAGAGGACAGUGAGCCCACUCACAAACUGUCUUUGAAAAAGACCCAUUCUGACAGUGUUUGUGAAACAGUGACAAAAGUCAAAAAGUUUGAACCUGAGUCUUUUGUUUUUAGUAAAAAAAGUUCCAAGAGGAAACUGAACGAAACAAUAUUUUGCUUAGUCUCAAUUCCAGUAAAAUCUGAUUCCAGCCCAUCUGAUAUAUGCAAGAACAACAAACGUUUAAUGGACAAUACAGACAGGAUGAACAUGCUGAAACACAGCAAUGCGGGUCUCCCUGAGCAAAGGCUUUUAAGUGCAUCUUCCAGUGACUUAGAACUACAAACACUUACAGGAAACCUGAACAAUAAUACAGAGCUACUAAAACAGGCCCAGUUCAAAACAGAGGAAAAUAAACAAGCAAAUGACCUCAGAUCUGGCGAGCUGCAACACAGGGAGCUGACAUAUUCUGGCUCGUGGCCAGGUGAUCAGUACAAAGAUCAGCAAACUCAAACAGUGUUAACAGACAUUUCUCCACUUUAUAAUGGGGCAAAAGAAAGUACACAAUCCCAGAUUGUUCCUCCAACUGGACUUAUAGAUGGUAGACCAUCUGCAGAAAAUAUGAGAUCAAGUGUAUUUGGUAUUAAGAGUCAGAUAGGAUUUUCACCUUCUAGCAACAGUGCAUUUUCAAGGACAUCCUUAUUAUUGACACAGAUACCUAGAACAGAGCAACCCCGUGAUCUCCCUAUAGUAAAUGUUGAUGGAAAGGGAAAAAUGGUAAAGAAUGAUAAGAGUGAAGCUGAGGAAGACCAUGCAUGCAAUAAGAAAGAGGUUUUUGGUCAGUUUCUUUUAAAACCUGUCAACCGGCGCCCUUGGGAUGCUAUAAGAGAACUGGAAAGUUUGAACAAAGAAUUUCAGGAGCCAGAAAGUGCUAAUAGCAAUGGUGAAAAGAAUGUAGUUAUAGAGCAAAGUAAAGUGAUUUCAAUGGACAUGUCUUCCACAAGAACAGCAUUGAGAAGAGAAAUGUUGAACAACAGUCGUCAUAUUAUAGAGGUAGAAGAGGUGCCAAUGUUUGAGGGCCUCCAAAGUAAGUCGGAAAAAUGGUGUACGGAAAAGAUAACAUAUAUUUGCGAGAGAACUCCUGCAAUAUGCAAGUUUUCCCAAGCGAAAGAGACCAAAUAUCAACCAGGAAAGCUGUCUGAUGGAUGUGCACCAGACCAAAAACAAGUUCAAUUUCAGAGGUCUAGAGAUGCCAUUUCUACAAGUGCACCAUUGAAUAUAAAAAUAGACCAAGAAUCUUUAGAACAAAGUCACGCAAAUAAAAUUCCCCCCACAACAAAACAGCAUGUUCCAGAUGCUUUGGUCCACCAUUUCAAAGAAGACAAAACAUGUUUUGACCAUACAUUUUUUGAUGUAGUUAAAGUUAGCUCAGCAAAAUUUGGCCAAAUUGGUGAUAAUAUGUUAAGGAAGUUGUCAUUAGCUGACAGAAAUCAUGGGCGUUCUGUUCCUGACCUGAGUAAAAAUUUUAGUGGCACAAGUCAGAAUGGAGAACUUUUCGAGGAGCACAACUUUUUGGACAUUCCAGAGAAUGAAUCUCUUCAUGAAAGAGCUGCUAGGAUUCUUGGAAUCGAAGUGACAGAGGAUUCUCUAGUGUCGAAUGGAAGUUCUGAAGCGCAAAGCCCAGAAAAUGUUAUGUGUGAUAGUGGAGCACAGCCAGAGAUGAAUGUAAGUCAUAAAGUGAGUGAAAUUUCAUUUUCAACAAACGAGGCAGCAAGGAUUUUCAAGAGUGUCCUGCAUUUGCCUGUAGACAAGGAGAAAACUGUUGAAAAAUUAAAGAAGUUACAACAAGAUCAGGAGCUAUCUUUGGUAUGUCCAUCAGUUUCAGAGCAGAAUGAAACAAAUAUUAUCCGUAGUGCUGAAAAAAGACUGAGGAGCACAUCCAAAAUGAUUGAAACGUUACAGGGGAAACUUGCAUCUACACCUAUUCGCACUGCUGUAGACCGCCUUGCUCGCAUGAAAGAAGUCGAUUCUGUCUCCAGAAUGAGGAGGCUGAGCAUUAAAAGCACAGAUUCAGGUGAUGAAUUAGAUGAGGAAAAACAGUUGUUCGGAACACAGGAUGGGAGAACCAGAAAAUUUUCUAUGGGUUCCAUUUAUAAACGAGUGAUCUCCCUAGAUGAAAGCCUUCUCAUAACUCCAAAAGGCAAAGAUAAGUUGGAUUUAUCUUGUGCAGAUGUAUAUGACCCAGCCAGAGUGGAGAGAGUAUAACUCUAUUCUUGGUAAAUGAUUGUGUGUUACCGUGAGCAUUGUGGGUCAAG